GCCCCCCUUUCCUUUUACUAUAAAUAGAGAAUACUUAUGAUCCUCUAAUUCAGCAAUCAGCACCAACCUACACAACCUUUUCCAAAGCCAACAAUAAAAGAACAAAAGCUUUUAUUUUCAUCAAAUACGAAGCUGCCUUAGAAAUGGAGUUGGAUCUUGGUCUCUCUCUUUCACCUCAUAGCUCUUCAAAGCUAGGGUUCGACUUUGACCUCAACAAGCAUUGUGUGAUGGAGGGUGCUGCGUCUUGUUUGGAUACCCAAAAACUGUGUUUUGAUGCGACGUUUGGGUUGGGGAAUGUUGAAGAAGAUUGUUAUAUGCCAAAACCGCGUUUGUUUGCCUUGAAUGGCCAGCCCAAUGAGGAAGACGAAGAUCCUCUGGAAUCCGAAUCUUCAAUUGUUUAUGAUGAUGAGGAGGAAAAUAGCGAAGUCGUGGGAUGGCCACCAGUAAAAACAUGUAUGAUAAAGUAUGGUAGUUAUCAUCAUCGUCAUAGUCGUAAUCAUCAUCAUUACCCGUAUCAUCAUCGUGAUAGAAGGAUCACGGUGAUGAACAACAACAUAUCUAAUCCAACAACGGCUACAGUCGGAUCAUCAUCAUCUUCGUCAACAUCAUCGAGAUCAUCAAUGUAUGUUAAGGUUAAGAUGGAUGGUGUGGCAAUAGCAAGAAAGGUGGAUAUCAAGCUUUUCAACUCUUACGAGUCCCUCACUAACUCCUUGAUCACCAUGUUUACCGAAUAUGAAGAUUGUGACAGAGAAGAUACAAACUAUACAUUCACCUUCCAAGGGAAAGACGGUGGCUGGCUACUACCAGGGGAUACUCCAUGGAAGAUCUUUGCGGAAUCUGUUCAUCGGAUAUCAAUAAUUAGAGAACGUCCGUGUGCAUAUACAAGAUGUUUGUUUUAAAGAUAGAAAGUUCAAAUCGGACUAUUAUAUUUAUUUUGUAAUGAAAAUGUUUAUCAUUAGAUUAUAAAUCCACUUGAUCUCUUUCCUCACU
Molecule: messenger RNA, 990 nt
Organism: Arabidopsis lyrata subsp. lyrata
Lineage: Eukaryota; Viridiplantae; Streptophyta; Magnoliopsida; Brassicales; Brassicaceae
Product: auxin-responsive protein IAA29
Exons: 4
Coding region: 144-899 (251 amino acids)
Biological process (GO): regulation of DNA-templated transcription
Cellular component (GO): nucleus
Molecular function (GO): protein binding
Source: RefSeq, a predicted model, not a curated record